Molecule: messenger RNA, 510 nt
Organism: Prorocentrum cordatum
Lineage: Eukaryota; Dinophyceae; Prorocentrales; Prorocentraceae
Source: the annotation of a GenBank genome assembly
AAUCGAUGUUUUUGGCCUCCUCGAGCCCUCGUGGGGGUCCUCUUGAGGACCCCUGGGGCCGCCUUGAUGCCCGCCCCGCCUCCCCCCUUUCGAGGGCGGCCCCGCCCCCGCCACCCCCUCCUCGGCACGCCGAGGCCCGAGCACUCCGCGGCCAGCCCGUGGCAGCUCGUGGGCCGGGAGAAGUCGUCCGUGCGGAGGCGCCUGGCCGACCUGCAGCGGUGGUCCGUUUUCUUCACCUGCUUCGUCGCGGUAUUGUUUUCCUUUUUCUCCGCCCACGACCUGGACUGCUCGAUGAAUUCCCCGAGCUUGUACAAUUAUAUCCACAACUUCACCUACGUGUUCAUCCUCCGCCUGGGCGUCAACAUUCUCACAUUUUGUUGCCGGACGAUCAAGGACUACGAAGACGCUGCUGCGACCAGUGAAGCGAUGUGCCAGGCGGGCGGAGAGAUGCGCAAGUUUUGAGGGGCGUUGGCACCAGGCCCACGGCCAGCAGCUCUGUUUUCCUCCCUC